AUGAGCAAUGAGCGGCGAGCUGGGAGCAGCAGCGAUCCCAGCACUGACUGGUUGUUAUUGGAUUGCAUUGGACGGCAUGACGAUUCCGGAUUCACCAGCGGCGAGCUUUUCCCAUGUUCCAUGACAUUGGGCUGGGCUGACGGGAUGGCGAUGGAAUCUAGGCCCAGCACAGACGCCCCAGAACACGCCCAGAACACGCCGCUAUUCCGAUGCUUCCACCCACCGUCCACUCUCCCGCUCACUUCUGCAGCGGCAAUCCUGGGGCAUAUCCCCUGGAUAUCUCAGCCCAGGGUUACACCUUCGCCUGUAUCUAUCCAUAUGUCUCACCUGGGACCUGCGGGAGGGCAACCAAGUGACGUGCGGGCUGGUCUUUGCGUGCGCGGCCCCAUCAAUCACAUCCGGGCACGACAUGGUGGCUCCUUAGCUGCGCUUCUGGUUGUCAAUGGCCAGCCAGCGAAUGACCUUUUACAACAAACGUGUGCGGAUACACGGCAGCACCAAUCCACAGCCGUAAUGCAAAAACGCCCGCGCCCAUCGCCACUGCAUAACCCGAAGGGUUGUUACCCAACCCAGCGCUGGCCCCAAGCUCCCGGCCAACAACAGAGCUACACGACUCGCUGUGCCCGAAACCUUCAAAACCCACAAAGUGGCCUAGUCCACUCGGUGGACGUUCCCAGGUGGAGCUAUUAUCCCACGAUAACUCGCAUAAACCAACCCGGCGGCAGGGCCAUGCCCGGAUCUAGGUGCCGGCCCGGCCCCUUGACCGUUCUAGGAAACCGCACGAACCUCUAG
Molecule: messenger RNA, 792 nt
Organism: Ilyonectria robusta
Lineage: Eukaryota; Fungi; Ascomycota; Sordariomycetes; Hypocreales; Nectriaceae
Exons: 3
Coding region: 1-792 (263 amino acids)
Source: RefSeq, a predicted model, not a curated record